GGCGGCGGGAACGCGGUGCCUGCUGCAGCUAGAGCAGUUAGGAGGGGUGGGGUCCUGAUCAUGGCGGACCUUAGCAGUCCCGACGGCGAUCCGACGGUACGAACACUCUUGCGGCGCGUGCUGGAUACAGCGGAUUCCCGCACUCCGAGGCGACGCUGGAGCACUCAGACCAAUGCACAAAGAAGACAAUCUCAAACGCCAUACUCUAAGAGGCAGGGUAGCCAGACAAAGACAGGUGCCAGAAAGCAUUCCUAUGGAGCGAGGUCAGGUGGCAGAUUGGCUCGUGUUCAAGGACAUGGGCACCUGGAGGAACAGACACCCCGGACUCUGCUGAAGAAUAUCUUACUAACUGCCCCAGAAUCUUCCACUGUGAUGCCAGACCCAAUGGUGAAGCCAGCACAAGUCCCAGAAGUGGCCCUGUCCUCCAGACGGGAAAGCAGUCGGGGAAGCCUGGAGCUACACCUUCCUGAACUGGAGCGCCCCUCCACUCUGGCUCCAGGUCUAACAGCCCCUGGCAAAAGGAAGCAAAAGCUGAGAUUGUCAGUGUUUCAGCAGGAAGUGAACCAGGGGUUGCCUGUCUCCCAAGAGCCGCGUGGGAAUGCUGAUGUUCCGUCUAUCGCCAGCAGUUCCUUCAGCCUCAGCUUUGUCUCCCCUCGUCUGCCACCGACAGUGGAGAGACCUGGUCUGGCUCGCAGACGGCCCAUCCGCCGACUUGUGAAUGUCAGUGCUCUUCUGCAGGAUCUGGAAGACAAAUCCUUAACCUCUACUCCUCCAGGUGACGAUCAUAGAACACCUGUUGCUGGUCUGCCAAAGCAUGUAGUGUUGGAAGACACACAGCCUUUCUCCCAGCCCGUGGCUGACUCUUCCCUUAGUGUGAAUCACUCUCUGCCCAAGCCUUCUCACACUGGGGUUGAAGAUGCUGAGAGCGCUGUGGGCCCCAGGACCCCAAGCACUGGGACCAGGCUGCAGAACCAGAUGAGCACAACUGGCUUUGGUGCCUCUCCUUUACCCUUCGUGGAGCCCAAGGAUCGAGAAGAAUCUUCAGAGGAUGAGGAAAUUUCUGGUAGGCCAGCAAGUGGAGAAUUAUCCUCCGGCACCUACACCUUACUGCCCACUGAGCAGCCACAUCAAUUAUCCGAGCGUCCCACGUCACCUGAACAGCCACAUCAGUUAUCUGAGCGCCCCACGUCACCUGGACAGCCACAUCAGUUAUCCGAGCGCCCCACGUCACCUGGACAGCCACGUCAGUUAUCCGAGCCCCCCACGUCACCUGGACAGCCACGUCAGUUAUCCAAGCGCCCCACGUCACCUGGACAGCCACAUCAGUUAUCCGAGCGCCCCACGUCACCUGGAGUUGCAGUUUUAUCUUCAGAGCCCCUGGAGUCUGUGCCAGCCAAGCUUCCAUCCAGGACCCGAACGGCAGGUCCUAGGCACCGCCAAGACCCCUACAAGGCCGGGCUGAGCCACUAUGUAAAGCUCUUCAGCUUCUAUGCUAAGAUGCCUGUGGAGAAGGCGGCUCUUGAAAGAGUAGAGAAGUGCCUAGACAAGUAUUUCCAGCACCUUUGCGAUGACCUGGAGGUGUUCGCUGCCCAUGCUGGCCGUAAGACUGUGACGCCAAAAGACUUAGAGCUGCUGAUGCGACGGCAGGGACUGGUCACCGAUCAAGUCUCACUGAAUGUGCUUGUGGAGCGGUACCUGCCCUUGGAGUACCGGCAACAACUCAUCCCCUGUGCAUUCAGUGGCAAUUCUGUCUUCCCUGCACAGUAGGACCAGGCCUUACCUGUCACCUACUCUCCCUACCUUGGACAUCUGGAACCCUACAUAGUCUUCAAGGUCUCCUCAUCUCCUAGCACCAAUAAAGUCUCACAAGUGG
This is a messenger RNA of Apodemus sylvaticus (European woodmouse), 1873 nucleotides long. RefSeq names its product centromere protein T (gene Cenpt). The record is from RefSeq and is a predicted model, not a curated record. Gene Ontology annotation, cellular component: kinetochore. Gene Ontology annotation, molecular function: protein heterodimerization activity; DNA binding. The coding region runs from base 61 to 1767 and encodes 568 amino acids. Lineage: Eukaryota; Metazoa; Chordata; Mammalia; Rodentia; Muridae. Gene Ontology annotation, biological process: kinetochore assembly; mitotic cell cycle; chromosome segregation. The transcript is spliced from 13 exons.